UUAGCAGAAAUACGGUGAAAUAGAAGUGCAAGUUGUGGAAAAUAAUGGAAACAUUCUUAUUAAAUACGGCGGCUUGCAAGAAUCAGAGACAAAUAAUUGGUGAAUAAAACCGCUUAAAAACCAGAUAUUUGACACCCACUUUUCAAAGAUUAGCUGAAGACCAAAUCAAACUCUCUCUCUCUCUCUCCCUCUCUCCAAGUCCCACGUUUCAUUUUUUCUGAAUUCUGCUGUUAAGAUCAUACAAGGGUCAGAGGAAGAGCAAAGCUUAGAAGAUGGGAUCAGGUGAAUGGUGCCUUCAGGAAAGAGAUAGUAUUAGGAGUGACUCGAUUUCAAGCAAUGAGAAUGUGUCAGAAACUGGGUGCCUCUCAAUUAUUGUUCUUGGUGCCUCUGGUGAUCUUGCCAAGAAGAAGACUUUCCCUGCUCUCUUUCAUCUUUAUUGCCAGGGAUUUCUACCACCACAUGAGGUGCACAUAUUUGGCUAUGCAAGGACUAAGAUUUCAGGUGAUGGUUUGAGAAAUCGCAUUCAUGGAUAUCUUGCCAGUGACAGAAAUGCUUCACCCUCAGAAGAUGUAUCGAAGUUCUUACAGCUGAUCCAAUAUGUAAGUGGGUCGUAUGAUGCUGCUGAGGGCUUUCAACUGUUAGACAAGGAAAUUGCAAAGCAUGAAAUAUCAAAAAGUAGCCAAGAAGGGUCAUCUCGGAGACUCUUUUAUCUUGCACUUCCACCAUCAGUUUAUCCAUCUGUUUGCAGGAUGAUCAGGAAAUAUUGCAUGAAUAAAUCUGAUCUUGGUGGAUGGACUCGGAUUGUUGUUGAGAAACCAUUUGGCAAAGAUUUGGACUCUGCAGAGCAACUGAGUUCCCAUAUUGGAGAGUUGUUUGAUGAACCACAAAUUUACCGUAUUGAUCACUAUUUGGGAAAGGAAUUGGUCCAGAACCUGCUGGUACUUCGUUUUGCUAAUCGCUUCUUCUUGCCCCUUUGGAAUCGCGACAACAUCAAUAAUGUACAGAUUGUAUUCAGAGAGGAUUUUGGAACUGAAGGUCGUGGUGGAUAUUUUGACGAAUAUGGAAUUAUUCGCGAUAUUAUCCAAAACCACUUAUUACAGGUUCUUUGUCUUGUUGCUAUGGAGAGACCUGUCUCUCUCAAACCUGAGCACAUUCGUGAUGAGAAAGUGAAGGUUCUUCAAUCGGUACUUCCAAUUAAAGAUGAAGAUGUUGUACUUGGACAAUAUGAAGGUUACAGAGAUGAUCCAACAGUUCCUGAUCAUUCAAACACCCCAACAUUUGCAACUGUUAUUCUCCAUAUACAUAAUGAAAGAUGGGAAGGUGUUCCAUUUAUACUAAAGGCAGGAAAAGCAUUGAAUUCAAGAAAGGCAGAGAUACGUGUUCAAUUUAAGGAUGUUCCUGGUGAUAUAUUCAAAUGUAAAAAGCAAGGGAGAAAUGAGUUCGUCAUACGCCUGCAACCUUCUGAAGCCAUGUACAUGAAGCUAACAGUGAAGCAGCCUGGUCUGGAGAUGUCAACAGUGCAAAGUGAACUAGACUUGUCAUACAGGCAACGCUAUCAAGGUGUUACGAUCCCAGAGGCUUAUGAACGUCUUAUUCUUGACACGAUAAGAGGGGACCAGCAGCAUUUUGUUCGCAGAGAUGAGUUAAAGGCGGCAUGGGAGAUUUUCACGCCUCUUCUACACAGAAUUGACAACGGUGAAAUGAAGCCAAUACCAUACCAACCAGGCAGCCGUGGUCCUGCAGAAGCAGAUGAGCUUUCAGCUAAAGCUGGUUAUGUUCAAACACAUGGAUACAUUUGGAUUCCUCCCACCUUGUAGAAACUUGCUAGCUUGCGGCAUUCCAUCACCAUCUGACAUAUGAGUUUGAGGUUUCGUUAGGCCCGGUUUAUAACACGUCCAAUAAAAUGUAGCCAUGCAACCCUAAGUUAUCCGGGCUUGCAGAUUAUGGUGUGUCACAAAUUAUGCUAAUCCUUACAGCUUGUUACCCUGCCUAUUCGAAGAAUGUACCUUAUUUUGGGUGUAGAAUAUGAUUCAAUAUCCCAUUAAAUCAUAUUUGGAACACUUCAUGAAGGGCCUUUCCUUGUCAUGGUAGAAGAAGAUUUUGUUUCUGUUUUUCUGUAUGGCAUCAGGUUGGCUUGACCCUGGAAUAAAACUCUUCCAAUCCUGUUUACUUGAGCCAUCUUUCAAAUGACAAUUCAUUUGGGAGGCCAUUAAGGGUUUUUAUUAUACGAUUGUGAUGCUAAUCAUAUUGAAUUUUUUUUAAUGACUAAUGACGAAUUCAAAUGAACUCUAAAUUAUGAUUGUCGAGCCAACCUUAACCAAAAUGGGUUUAUUGAUAUAAGAACAG
Messenger RNA from Durio zibethinus, 2346 nucleotides. RefSeq names its product glucose-6-phosphate 1-dehydrogenase, cytoplasmic isoform-like. The record is from RefSeq and is a predicted model, not a curated record. Gene Ontology annotation, cellular component: cytosol. Gene Ontology annotation, molecular function: NADP binding; glucose-6-phosphate dehydrogenase activity. Lineage: Eukaryota; Viridiplantae; Streptophyta; Magnoliopsida; Malvales; Malvaceae. Gene Ontology annotation, biological process: pentose-phosphate shunt, oxidative branch; glucose metabolic process.